UAAACAAGUGGAGCGAGAGUUGUGGUUUGACAAAAGUGGAGUGUAUUUGUGGAACUUGAAUUGUAACUGUGGAAUCUGAUUAUCAGUGGAUGACAUGAAGUUAGAUUGAGGCUGUACAUUGAGUUGAUAAAGGUGUAUUUUGGCGCUGACGAAUGCUGUCAUUCUUUUCGUUUGGUAUGACGACUGUUGGAGCAAAGUAAAAGGCGGUUGAAAAGAAAGCCGUAUUUCUUUAGCUCGGCUCACCAAAUAUGUAUGUGAUGACGUAAUGGAACACGCAGUAUCAGAAAAGCGGGUUCUUUUUAAGUUGUGUCAGUAAGAAAAAGAUAGCAUCUAAUGUAGCUUCAGAAGGCAACAAUUCUUUUUAGAUGGAGUGACCAGUUGUAACGGUGUGCUGUAAUCUACCUUUGCGCGUGUAGUUGUCUAUCUACGCAUGUCUAUGAGACAUACAGAACUGUCCUACAUACAAAGUAAUCAGGUACACGACACUGCUUUCCCCCAUCCCAGGCCACAGGCCCACACCUCCAACAUCCACACCGUCAGGAUUGGCACUCUCAAUGUUUGCACACUGAAAGAGAAAUCCCUUAAUUUCUUAAUCAAAAGUCACUAACAAGAACUGCAACCUCUUCAUGUGUGGAGACUGAGAUUAGCAGUGUGUAAGAACAAGAACCGGAGAAAAUCAGAAAGUUAAUCAGUAAAAUUUUUGUCUGGCUCUCAAGGAUUUCAAAGAAACAGCAGCAGUUAGUGUAACUAAGCAGUUUGACAUCAAAAAUAUUUCAGGAAUACAAUGGUUAAUCUUUGUCGUCAAAAUUUAUUUCUGACAUUUUUACUGGCAAUUACAGACUACCAUUUGUCAAUGUUGACUAGAGAGAGAGAUUACACUAUUUGCAAUAAAAAUCCACUCUAUGUAUCCUCAAACUACUGGGGUUAUAUUAAUAUCAACUACAAUAAAUUAGAAGAGAACGGCAAAUGUACAUUAACGUUGAUGGCCUGUGAAAGAUGUGUGAUCAGCUUGUUCUUACAUGGAGAAGAUGUGAACGGAUUAUGCGCCUCAAAGAUCACAUGCCCCUGUCAUUUAAGCAGUUUUUCUACAGAUGUCUAUUCAGGUGAACACUAUUGCUACAAAAGAAGGUGUCCCCUUAUCAAAUUCAUUGCAACUCCAGCCAAUCAUAUGGUACUUGUUCCUUCAUAUCAAACCAACUGCCAGAUUUCUACCAAGUCAUCAGAAAUACACAUUGAUGUAUGCCAAUCUCAAUCUAAUGUUACUGGUGUAAAGAUGACGUAUAAGGUAGACUCAGAUGAGACUACUGGAUUGAUCAGACAGCACUGGUUUCAAAGAGAAGAAUUUCUAAAUUUUACAAUGUGUAUGCAUUAUGGUGACAGUAUAUUGCAUCUUGGAACACAAGGCUUUAUUCAUUUAAGCAACUGCUCCGGAAAAUGUGUGCUAGUUUUGAAUUCUUGCAGAAAAUGUAAAAUACACUUCUAUAUGGACAUCAGUAAUUUGACUGGCAACAAUCAACUCAGAUGUCUGACAAUAAAAAUCAGUGACAAAUUUAAGAGAGGAGAAUAUAUCAGAUUUUCUGCAUUACAAUCUAAUUAUCUCAACUACACAACUUUCUCAAAAGCAGCCACAUUUGAGAUCUGUCAAAGUAACAUAGAAGGACUGCAACUCAAGAUAUUUUAUAAAGUUAUUGAAAAGUUGGAGACCAAAUUUGCUAGUGCCACUAAUAUAACUCUCCUCCAAUUACCUUCCAACUAUCCACCAAGUGAUGAGAUUUUCAAGUACUAUGUUAAAAAGUUUACCACCUCUGGUCAUCUUCAGCUAAUUUUUACCAAUUACCUCUGUUGUGCUGACUGCUAUGUUGUCAUUGCAUUUGGAUCCUCAGUAUUUAACAAUUCUCAAAAAAUUAUGCGGAGAGUGUAUACUAGUAAAGAUACCAUCACCAUGAAAUACUUCACUGGCAAGAUUUAUCCUGGAUACUGUGGACUUAAGGCUGAAAUUCGUUAUUUUGAAGAUUUUAACAUAAUUACACCAAAUGCCAAUUGUGGUAAAUAUCAGUUAGUUACAACUUCAGGUCAUUUCUACUUUCACACUAUCUACGAUAUUUAUUAUGACUGUAUAUGGGUUUUGGUAUCUGAACCAAGGCAAAGUUUCUUCAGGCAAAUUUACUUCAGUUUGUCUGUAAAUGCUUCACUUCCCAAAGGCAGCCAUGUGGAUAUUCACUGUGGAAAUACAUCUGAAGGGCAGAAAUUGGACCCUUUAAAAAAUUCUAAAAAUUACUAUCACCCUAAUUUAUCUGCUGCUUACAUUCGACUGCAAGGUUUGGUUCGCAACCAAGACAAAUUAGAUAUAUUAUUCACAGUGAAAAGAAACCAGUGUGCCUUGAACACAUUUCGCUGUGUGAAUGGUGAUUGUAUUCCAAAGUACAUGAGGUGCAACAGUCAGAUUGAUUGCUCUGAUUACUCUGAUGAAAAUGGCUGUUCACUUUUUGAAGAUUCCAGAAAAUCAUAUUCUUCAUAUUGGAGUUACAGUCUAAUCAUAAUAAUUGUUGUAACAACCUUUAUUAUUCUGUCAUUGUGCUUAUUUUUCAUAUUUGUUUGCAAGAUUCGCAGAAUUCGACUAACUUCCAGACGAAAUUCAUUUGCAUUAUCUUCUGUUGGGGCAACCCACAACCACAUAAGAAUGAAUCUAACAUUUGAAGGUGAGCUAGAUGCACCUCCAACCUAUGAUGAAGUUAUGACACCAAGCAGUCUACAAGGCAAUUUUAAUUUGGCAUUUAACUGGUCUCACAGUAACAUUAAUGAAACCUCAGUAAUGCCACCAACAUAUCAGGAAUAUAUGCAACAAAUAUCUGCUAUUGAUUGUGUAAAUUCAAGAGGAGAUAAUGAUGAAGCAAGCAGUGAUAACACAGUGCAACAAACUUUACCAGAGGAACAGGAAGGCAGAUUACAACGGGAAUCAAGUAAUGGAAAUAAGGAUCAAACAGUACCAGCAGCCUUAACAAUAGAUAUAAAUUCAGUUGAAAAUAGUUUAGAAAUUUCCCAGUCAGUUUUUGAUAUUAAUUCUAAUUCUAGCAGUUGCUAAUUAUUCCAAUGGCAAUUUGUGUAGUGUACAGGGUUCUGAACAACACAUAACCAACACUGAGAAUUAUAUUAGGAAGCAGUAAACAUGAGAGAAAGACAGAUAAAAGAAUGUAGGGAUGUUGAAAAUAGUAAAAGUCAAAAACCUUCAGUUGUAUUUCUAUCAGGAUAAGGUAGCUCAGACAGUGAAGCAUAUAUAUAAGAUUUAAUGACAGUGAAAAGGGUAUUAAACACACACACACAUAAUUGAGAUUCAGUUGAAUUAGGUACUUAAGUUGACACAUCAAGUCAGUCUGGUAUUAUCUGCACAGCUCAAAGUAAGGUGAAUAGAAUCAAAAUAAGCAACAGGAUAUCAAGUAGAUCCCUACUUGAUAUCCUGUUGCUUAACCAUUUCAAGCAGCUCCAUUUAAUUUAAAUGCAAUGCCAUCUUCAGCUGUGCAAAUAAAUAAAUGGAAUUUUAACAAGUUAGACACAUUAAUAUAAUUUUUCUCAAAUAUUUUAACAGUGUAAGAAGAUGGAAGAAAUUCAUGCUGUCACUGCUGUAGCUGAAAAUAGACUACAUUUCUAAGAAUCACAUGGAGGGAUUGUAAUCCAUUUCUAAUUCAUUUAUCUCUUUAUCAAUUACUAAAUCUAAGACUAGAAGACUGUCUAUUUUGAAUAAAAGACAAGAGUGAGUUGACAGCUUAUGGCUAGGUAUGGUCAUAAAUAUUAUGAUAUGUAUCCCUUUUCCUCAGGGAGGAAAUAAGACAUUAGGAGUAGUCAGUUGGAUAAUAAGUAACUGUCUAUGGAAAGAGGCAGGAUAGAGGUUGACUUUAGAUCAUGAUGUUAAUUACCAGUUCAAAGGGGUAAGAUGUUAAGAAACCUAAGAUGUUAAUACAAAGGAAAUUUUAUUUAAUGGCACUAUGGGUGAUUGUUUAUAAACAAUAUUGUUAUGCUGUAUAAAAAUAAAAUUUCAAAAAUGAUAUCAUAACCAAAAUAGGUAAAAUGUGUGUAUAUAUCAAUUAUAAAUGUUAAAAAGGAAAGAUUAAACAGAAUCGGUUUAAUAUUCAUUCAUGUACUUAAUUACUUAUUAGGUAGUUUCUAUAAAGACUGCUCAGGGCAUUUACUUCUGGAAUAACAGGAAAGAUAUACAUGCUAUCUAUUAAUUUUAAGCCAUGAAUCAGAAAAAUGUAAAGAUGCAUACACACACCUUUAUAUAUGUACAUAUAUACACAUACACAAGUAUUUAUAUGUUUAUAUGGAUAUAGUAUAACUAUCUUGCAUAACUCAAAAAUAUCUAUUUAAGAACAAGAAAAAUAACACUUUGUAAGGGUAUCAAAAUAAGAAUUUAUAGUACUAUAUAUAAGUACUAGGCUUACAAAGAAUAAAUCCUUGGGUCAAUUUGCUUGACUAAAGGCGGUCCCCCAGCAUGGUCACAGUCAAAUGGCUGAAAUAAGUAAAAGAAUAUAUAUAUAUGUUGUUGUACUUGGGGAUGGUCAUAUUGCCAGUUUAGCCAAUAAAAACACACGCACUGUAUAUUUGGUGUUAAUUUGCUUCAGCUUUAUAUUACAUUACAUUACAUUAAUCCUAUUUCGGCCAGAGUUCUUUCGUCACACUUCUGUGACCUCAUCAGUGGUCCUUUGCUUUCUUCUUUCUUAUGUGUGUCCCACCUUGCUAACUAUCAGCCAUUUUGUAUUUUGUAUUCCUAUUGUAUGUGUCUACGCAUGCAUAUCCCUCAAUGUGUGUCUAUGUUUUGUAAUG
Molecule: messenger RNA, 4818 nt
Organism: Octopus bimaculoides (California two-spot octopus)
Lineage: Eukaryota; Metazoa; Mollusca; Cephalopoda; Octopoda; Octopodidae
Molecular function (GO): protein binding
Source: RefSeq, a predicted model, not a curated record